This is a messenger RNA of Rhincodon typus (whale shark), 3932 nucleotides long. Its product is annotated as adrenodoxin-like. Bases 194 to 775 code for a protein of 193 amino acids. The transcript has 4 exons. The record is from RefSeq and is a predicted model, not a curated record. NCBI's taxonomy places the organism in Eukaryota, Metazoa, Chordata, Chondrichthyes, Orectolobiformes, Rhincodontidae. Gene Ontology annotation, cellular component: mitochondrion. Gene Ontology annotation, molecular function: 2 iron, 2 sulfur cluster binding. Gene Ontology annotation, biological process: positive regulation of oxidoreductase activity; P450-containing electron transport chain.
GGGUCUGGCAGCAUCUGUGGGGAGUGAAACAGAGUUAAUGUUUCGGCGUCAGUGAUCCUUGUCGAGAAAUCAGAGCAGAGAAAUGCAGUCAAUGAACUCCCCGCCCCAUUGGCCGCCGUGACGCGCCGUUGUGACGUCAGCGGGAACGUGUGGGGUCAAAUCCGUCGACAACAAGUGACUUAUCGACAGCAACAUGGCGGUGUCUGGAUGUCGCCGAUUUUUUAUUACCCCGUGUGUCCUAUUAAAGCGGUUAUGUCACCCAGUAUCUUCCAGGAUCAGGGACCCGAGGAUUUCCCCGUGCGGAAACCAAGGGAGUGACUGGCUGUUUUCACGUGGGAGUCUUGAUGCGAGCAGUGGUGAGAUGUCGGGCCGACGUUUGCUGAGCACUAGCACCCGAUUACAGAGUUCAAAAGAUAAAGUAUCUGUUGAUUUUAUUAACCGUGAUGGAGAGAAACUUAAAGCAGAAGGAAAUGAAGGGGAUUCUCUUUUAGAUGUUGUUGUUGAUAAUAACUUGGACAUUGAUGGUUUUGGUGCAUGUGAAGGAACCUUGGCAUGCUCUACCUGUCAUCUAAUCUUUGAAGAGCCCAUCUACAAGAAAUUGGAUGACAUCACUGAUGAAGAAAUGGAUAUGUUGGACCUAGCCUAUGGCCUCACAGAAACAUCUCGUUUGGGUUGCCAGAUCUGCCUAAAGAAAUGGAUGGAUGGAAUGACUGUGGAAGUGCCAACUGAUGUCGCUGAUGCUAGAGAAGCCAAGGACAUUGAUUCAGGCUCCUAAAGGGAUUAAUUUAAUUUACAAAAUCAACAUGACUAAAAGUUAACUUCUCUUAAAUAAUAAAUAAUACUUUAUUAUACAGAAUAAAAUCUUCAGUAUAGGUGGGUCACUUAAUAUUGAAUGUCUACGUUAUCUUUUUAAUUUCUUGGUGGCCAAUAUUGUAAUGCUGUACAGAUUCAGAGAAGUACAUUUUACAAACUGCUUAACAGAACAACUACUGUACAGGAUAUGAAAAAUCUAAAGAAAACAAUUUAACUUUUUGAAGAAGUUUGUAAAUGCUGACCAAAUCCAGCAAAAUCUUUUUGAGUGCUGGAAUUCCAAGAGUUCCAGUUCAAAAUUUUGGGAAUUCAGUCCAGUUUUGUCUAGCUCUGGAUGGGCGUAUGAAUUCAAAUCUGAUUCCAUUAAUGCUAACCAUGUAUGUUAUGUUGCAGUUACGUUGAUCAUCCUUGAGAGUAUUUUAGUUAAUAAACUCUGAGUAUAUUUAGAAACAUGCUAAUAGAUUAAUUUCUUACUGAAAUUCUUUGAAAAUGUUGCAGCAGUGAUGAUAUUUAUAAUUUUUUGUUGGCCUUUUCAUUAGGCAUUUUAAUGCAGCAUUAAUAUCAAUUUUCCACGUCAUAUUUUGAGUAAUUUUGAAGCAUAGAGUGCCUUAAAUGCCUUUCUCUACAAUUUUUUUUAGGUUUCACUUUCUUAAACUGCUACUGGUAAAAUGAGAGUAUGGCGCUGGGGCAGGGUGGUGAAGAGGGGAACUUGACUUAAGCGCAAUGCUGUGAUCAUAAUUUUGGCAAGAUAUCUUUAGUUUUGAGUUUGGAGUUGGAAGUUUCAAAUACCACUUGUUACGAUAUUCAUGUUGACCAUUUAAUUCCAUCAGUGAUAUAUAGUCCAAUAGAACAUGUCGCCUUCACGAGGUGAAGACUAGAUGAUGACGUUAGUUUUUUCCAUGUGAAAAUUCAGCCUUUUCAAAUAGCAAUACUGCUGAAAUAUUACCUGAUCUGUACACCAAUAUAUCCAUUCUUUCCUCCAACAAUUUCCUUGCCUGUUUUUCGUUAAUCAAAAGCCCUUUUAAAAUAUUUAAACAUCUUGCAAUUCAAGACGAAUGUUUUUAACUGUAGGUGAAUGGGUUGGGUCCUUAAAACAAAUAAGCAAUUUUAUGGGGUAGAUAUUAGUGAGGGAGUUCAAAACUAGAGGAUGUAAAGAUUUCAUUAAUAAAUCUAAUGAAGAAUAUACGAGUAACAUAUUCCACAGAUGAUGGUUAUAAUGUGACACUCUCUCUACUUGAGGUAAAUAGCAUUGAUGCAUUAAAGAGGACCAACAGCUUGGCCAACUUGUACUGAUAUGGUGCUUUUAACAUAAACAAUCCCAAAUUACUUCUCAGGAACUUUGUUAAACAAAAUUUGACCCAAGGACAUGCAGGUGAUAAUUGGCCAUCCAGUCAAAAUCUUGGCCUAGUUGUCUAGGGAGCAUCUUAAGAGGAGAAUGUUUAGGGAGGGAGUUCUAACAUUUAGGCUUUGGCACAACUGCUAAUGAUAGAACAAUUAAAGUUGAGGAAGCUGUAAAAGCUAGAUUUUGAAGGAGCUUGGAAGGUUGUGGGGCUGGAAGAGAUUAUAAAGAUGGGGCUAUGCAGAGAUUUGACAGCAUGGAUGAGAAUUUUACAUUUGUGGUGUUGCUUAUCUGGGAGUUGGGGAACCAAAGGAAGUUAGUGAAUGCAAUGUGUACAGAUUUUGGGGCAAGUUGUGUAAAGGAGAGCUAAAUUUUGGAUGACCUUGCAUUUAUGGAAGGUAGAAAAUAGGAGGCUGGCUUUAAUGUGUUGGAAUAGUCGUCUAGACUGACAUGAAUGCGUUUUACAGCAGAAAAUGAAUGGUUAAUAUGAGAGGUAUAAAGGAACAGAGGAUAUAGGGUUUGAUUAGGUUGCAGAAUAGAAAUAUGUACAUACACUAGAUGAGCUGAAUGAUUUUUGUGCUGCAAACUAUGAAAUUGUACAAAAGCAAGUUGCAAUUCUUUUCUUGCAAGGAAUAUUACAGCUAUGCAACUGUUAUGCAGAGAUGUUUUGUUUCCUUUAUUCAUCCACGAGAUGAGGGUGUUGCUGGCUAGGCAGCAUUUAUUGCCCAGAGGGCAGUUAAGAGUCAGCCACAUUGCUGUGGGUCUGGAGUCAAUGUAGGCCAGACCCAGGUAAGGAUGGCAGUUUCCUUCCCUAAAGGGUAUUAGUGAACCAGAUGGGUUUUUCCUGACAAUGAGCAUUAGGUUCUUAAUUCCAGAUAUUUAUUGAAUUCAAAUUCCACCGUCUGCCAUGGCAGGAUUUGAACUCUGGUCCCCAGAUGCUGUCUGGUCUUUGAAAAAGCAGUCAGUGAUAAUACCACUAGGCCAUCGCCUCCCCUGUUACUAUGUACUUUAAAAUCCUGCUUCUUCCUUGCUCCUUUUCUCUCCAUUGGCUAUGUGGGUGUGAUAAUUUAAGAACUACUCCAACAUUUGCUUGGACUUACAAUUCUGAUUGUAAAUUGUGACUACUGACAACUCAUACAAAAUAUUUCUUAAAAGUCAUGUCGAGCAAAAAUGCUAAUUAAUAUAGCUUAAAAUAAUUGCUAACUGAAGAUACAUCAUAAGUUGUCUUUAACUGCUCAUGUAUUUAAUUCAUUUGAUUUAAUUACGUUUUGUUGGAUUCUGGGUUUGCUCUUUUUUUCUUAAAGAAAGUUGUAAAAUGCUGGAAGAAAGUAUUUACAGUUUCAAAUGAAAAAGACUUACUGAAACUUGUUUGGAUUUCUUUCUUUGAAGCAAUUUCCUACAUGUUUGUCCACUUCCUGCUGUUUGUUGAUCAUUUGCAUGAGUCCCAUAAUUAAACUUUAUUGAUAGUUUCUCAUUGUCACUCAAUAUCUUAAAAAUAAACAUUUUAAUAGAAUUAGUAACACUGCACUAAAGGAGGGCGUUCAGCCCAUCAUGUCUGUACUGCUGUCUGGGGGAGGUUGGUAAUUUAAUCCCAGGUUUUUGUUAUGAUAGAAGCUCUGGUUUCAAAGUGUUUUAUUUUUAAGAUGAUAAGGGAAGUGUUAGCAGGUAAUUCAUUGUUCAGUUUCUGUUGGUUUUGGGGUUUGGCAUAUCGUUGAUUAACUAAAUAGUAUUUACUAUUUGCUUUGACCAUUGUAUAUUAAAACUUCUUGUAUUUUAAACCCUA